CCCUCCUCACUCCUCACUCCUCACGCCUCCCGCUCCCCCAUGUGGCCACUCCCGACACUCUAGUUAGUUAACUAUUACUACUGAAUUCAUGGAUUUGGAUACUGCCCCAAAGCUCAUAUCGCGAUCGUCCUCCGUUCAUUCCCCCGAGUCCCGAAAUACUUGCUCCCAAUCCAAGCUCAGGUCGUAUCGAAUACCGCACCUGGAAGUCCACCCGCUUAACAACAACCACCAUGUUUCUUGAAAACUGCAUCCCACCAAAGGCUAUGUUCGGCCCAUCUCCCAACCGAUCCUGUUGGUGUUACAUUCACUAUAGGGUAUAGUAAAGCCCAUCCUCCCUGAUUUCAUAUGAUUGGAUGGGCACGUGGCUCACGAGAAACCCAAGCAUUCCCCAGCAAAGCAUGCAUGACUGGUAAGGAAUUUCAUCUAAGAGGUAAGACUCAAGAUUCAAGACCUGGUAAUGGGGCAAUGUUCGGUCCCAGCGUUCUGUUCUCCCUCCUGGUCGGUUCACUACCCGUGCCUACGGUGAUGUUUUUGACAUGGAGCUUCAAUCACCUCGUGAACGAAAAACAUUUACAUCUCUGUUCUAUUUCACCAUUUGCUUUCCAAGUACUAGGUAGAACCUGCCCUUAAGUGUAGUCAAGUACUUAUUCUUGCGGGCAGCGACUGCAAAUCAGGCAAACUGACAUAUGACCAUGUACAACUAUAUAGAUCGCACGAGGAUCAGGGCCUGUUACCCCUUUCAGCUAGUAGCAAUUCACUGGGGCAAAGGGUAUCGCCACAAAUCUCACCACCGCAAACUUGCCAUUGCAUCUGGUUUGGCCAUCAUACAACAUCUCAAUUCCCAGCUACAAUUUAUCAACACUCAAACGUCUGGCCCCUCGACCAACUCGUGCGAGGUUCAUUGGCAGAGCGUGCUUUACU
Molecule: messenger RNA, 921 nt
Organism: Aaosphaeria arxii CBS 175.79
Lineage: Eukaryota; Fungi; Ascomycota; Dothideomycetes; Pleosporales
Exons: 1
Coding region: 346-630 (94 amino acids)
Source: RefSeq, a predicted model, not a curated record